UAGUAUAAUAGUCGUUGACAUUUUGCCAUCAUGUAGUUCCGAAAGCCAUGGCCUUUUUGAUGAGCAUGUCACUUAAAUAGCACUGCGGCUCAAAGCUCGCGCAUCUUGAUAUCAUUCCGAAGUCAGACUCAAGCCCACACUAGAACCAAAAUCAGUACUCAUUACCAUCCUAUUACAAAGAACCACCUUCAUCUCAGCUGCUGUCAUAGUCAUGGCCAGCCUCUCAACCUGUCCCCCCCUGACCAGGGACGAGGUCAUCCAGGCCCGCCAACUAAUCAGGUCACACAUCCAUCUAACUCCCGUAUUGACGAACAAGACACUGAGCCGAAUGGCAUCAACACCAAGAGACCCUGCCACGAUCGGCGGUCGUACACCCGCGAGACCAACCAUCCGACUCUGGUUCAAAUGCGAAAACAUGCAACGCACCGGCGCCUUCAAAGCCCGCGGGGCCUUCCACGCCAUAAAGAGACUCCAACAGGAGCCCGGAUGGCUCGAGAGCGGCGGCAAGGAGAAGGGCGUCGUAGGGCACAGCGCCGGUAACCACGCCCAAGCCCUCGCCCUAGCGGCCGCAGAAGACGGCAUCACCUCUCGCAUCGUGAUGCCGACCACGACGCGCCCGAACAAGAUCGCAGCGACGAAAGGCUACGGCGCCAUCGUCGUCUUCUCGGGGCCGGGAUUCGCUGGCCGCGAGGCCGUCGCGGCCGAGAUCGUCGCCGAGACGGGCGCCAGGCUUGUGCCGCCUCACGACCACCCGGACGUCAUCCUCGGUCAAGCGACGGCGGGACUCGAGUUCCAGGAGCAAGUUUUGGAGCAGCAGCAGCAGCAGAACUCCAUCGAGGAGGGAGGAGGACGACGAAAAGGUCUCGACGCCAUCAUCGCGCCCUGCAGCGGCGGCGGCCUCCUCUCCGGCACGGCCCUCAGCUGCGAAGGCACCGGCAUAAAAGUCUUUGGCGCGGAGCCCGAGUUCGAGGGCGCCGACGACGGGCGGAGGGGGUUCUACUCGGGUGCGAGGAUCACCGCCCACAACCAAACCCCCAACACGGUGGCAGACGGCCUCGCGGGCGCCGUCAGCGCCACGCCGUGGGGCCUGAUCUACGAGCGGGGCUUGGUGCGCGGCAUGUACGCCGUCACCGAGGAGGAGAUCCUGUCGGCGACGCGGCUGCUCCUGGAGAGGCUCAAGAUGUGGGUCGAGCCGAGCGCGGCGGUGCCGCUGGCUGUUGCGUUGUAUAACGAGGAGUUUCGGGGCGUGGUGGAGAGGGAGGGUGGUGUGGAGGGGUGGGAUCUGGGGCUUGUUGUUAGUGGUGGGAAUGUUGAUGUUGAUGGGGUGGUGAGGCUCUUCUCGUAGGCGCGAGACACUUGGAAGAGGGGAGGUGAAAAGAUGAAGGUGGUUGGCAAUGUGUGAAAACUCAUAUGUGACGUUCAUUGGAAUACGAUCACGGAUAGUACUUGCAGUGUCAUGUCCAUUUUGUCUGUUCUCUUCGCCAGCCAAGAGCAUCACCGACUUGUCAGGGCCACAGACGCAAGCUUUGCCACAUCCAAACUAUCGAGAGAGAUAGACCGCCGCGAGCACACUGUGGAGAAGACGGGAUACGUGAGAAAAGAUGGCCAUCGUGACGCCGACCUGUUG
Molecule: messenger RNA, 1627 nt
Organism: Colletotrichum scovillei
Lineage: Eukaryota; Fungi; Ascomycota; Sordariomycetes; Glomerellales; Glomerellaceae
Product: pyridoxal-phosphate dependent enzyme
Exons: 2
Coding region: 212-1345 (377 amino acids)
Biological process (GO): D-serine biosynthetic process; L-serine metabolic process; pyruvate biosynthetic process
Molecular function (GO): pyridoxal phosphate binding; magnesium ion binding; threonine racemase activity
Source: RefSeq, a predicted model, not a curated record